CCUGGUGCUGCUUCCUGAUCUCUGCUGCAUUUUAACCUGUAACUUAAUCUCAGAGAAAGUGUCCUCAGCCGGCAUGUGCGACUGUGCAGAGGUGGAAAAAAAAACCGCCUGUCUUUUGUUGAGGUGCCUAUUUGCCAGUAGGGGUGAUCAUCAUUUUUGCGUGUAGAAACAGCGUCGUCCUUCCCCCACCGCCUCUUUUUUUAACUUCUAGCAGAAGUGCGGAUGUGAGUUGCAUAUUGAUACGGAACAGGCCGCCAGUUUUUUUUUUCUUUUAGCAAUGCGUGCUUAGGCAAUGGUCAUUUUGUGGAGCUAUGAAUCCAGAGGAGCAGACUGUAACGUGGUUAAUAUCAUUAGGAGUGCUCAGCUCACCUAAAAAGAACAUAGCGGACCCGGAGGAGUUUUUGAAAACAUCGUUAAAGGAUGGGGUCGUCCUGUGCAAGCUCACGGAGCGGCUCAUACCUGGCUUCACUCCAAAGUAUUGCCAGGAUCCGAGAACUGAAGCCGACUGCAUUACCAACAUCAGGGAGUUUUUAAGAGGAUGCUCGUCCUUGAAAGUGGAGGGGUUUGAACCAGAGUGGUUAUACACUGGCGAGAAUUUUGGCAAGGUGCUGACCACUUUGCUGGCAGUCAACUUUGCCACACAAGAUUGUGCUGCUGAGAGGUCAUGUUCACAGUCUGGUGCCCAUUCUCCUAGUCAGUCGACAUCUUCGCACACGCUCUCCUCUGCCAAAUCCAAAGGCUCUCUGCGCAGACAAUCCAAAUCAGUGGAGAUGUCUGAGAACGGUGGAGGUGGGCAGCUGAUGGUGAAGGCCCGCUUCAACUUCAAGCAGAACAACGAGGAUGAGCUGUCGUUUAAUAAAGGUGAUGUGAUUCAUGUGGCGCGGCAGGAGGAGGGAGGAUGGUGGGAGGGCACGCUCAACGGCAAGACGGGCUGGUUCCCCAGUAACUACGUCCGGGAGAUCAAACCCUGCGAGAAGCCAGUGUCUCCUAAAGGAACCCAACUGACCAAGAAUUACUACAGUGUGGUGGUACAGGACAUCUUGGAACAUGAGCGGGAAUUUGUCAAAGAAUUACAAACAGUGUUGACUUGUUACCUUCGACCCCUGCAAGCAAGCGACAAGCUGAGCAGCGCAGACAGCGCCACCCUGUGUGGAAAUCUGGAGGAGAUACUCACCUUCCAGCAGGGGCUGUGUGCAGCUUUGGAGGACUGUACAAAAGUCCCAGAGGCGCAGCAGCGAGUGGCGGGCUGCUAUGUAAACCUGAUGUGUCAGAUCAAGACUCUGUACCUGGCUUACUGUUCCAGCCAUCCUUCAGCUGUUUGCAUCCUCACUGAUCACAGUGAAGAACUAGACAAGUUCAUGGAGAGCCAGGGAGCCAGCGCUCCAGGGAUCCUGACGCUGACCACCAGCCUCAGUAAGCCCUUCAUGAGGCUCGACAAAUACCCCACGCUGCUGCAGGAGCUUGAGAGACAUGUGGAGGACGCCCACCCAGAUUAUGCUGACAUUGUGAAGGCAACAGCAGCAUUUAGAAGCCUAGUGACACAGUGCCAGGAACUGCGAAAGCGUAAGAACCUGGAGCUCCAGAUCUUGUCAGAACCUGUGCGGGGCUGGGAGGGAGACGGCAUGAAGAGCCUGGGUCACGUGGCCUAUAUGUCCCAGGUCCAUGUGAAAAAUGGGUCCAGUGAGGAAAAAGAGGAGCGCUAUCUAAUGCUUUUCCCUAAUUUGUUAGUCAUGCUCUCUGCCAGUCCCCGAAUGAGUGGCUUCAUUUAUCAGGGAAGACUGCCACUGACAGGCACCACAGUAACAAGACAUGCAGAGGAUGCAGAUAAUGGCCACUAUGCCUUUGACAUCGCAGGAAGCAUGAUUGAUCGAAUCACAGUGUUCUGCAGCACUGCCCAGGACUUACAAGAGUGGCUAGAGCAGCUUCAGCCCUUUACCAAAGGAGGCAGCCCUGCAGCCACCAUCUCAAAGACUGUAGAAGGCAAGCCACUGAGCAUGGUGGGCACCCCAACUCACCUCUCCCACCUUGGCAGCCUCAGCGCCGUCAGUCGCGGCCCCCUGGAACCACCAAAGAUCAGCAAGCCCUGGUCUCUCAGCUGUCUGCGCCCUGCGCCUCCCCUCAAACCCUCGGCUGCACUUGGAUACAAAGAGAGGAUGUCUUAUAUCAUGAAGGACUCCAGCAAGAGCCCGCGGCCAAUGAAGAAGUUCCUACCAGGCAAUAGGAAGAAAGAGAGGAAGCCCUCUGAUGACGAGAUUCAAACGAGGAAAAGUACGGUGGCUCUGGAGGAGGACGCUCAGAUACUGAGAGUGAUCGAGGCGUACUGCACAGGAGCCAGCCUGCACCAGACCACCACAGGUGUUCGUUUAUCGGUGCGGAAAGAGUGCGUCCCUCAGGUGCUUCUGCCAGAGGAAGAGAAGAUCAUUGUGGAGGAGAUGAAGAGCAACGGGCAGACAGUUAUUGAGGAAAAGAGUCUGGUUGAUGCUGUGUAUGCUUUAAAGGAUGAGGUUCAUGAACUGAAAAAGGAGAAUAAGUGGAUGAAGCAGUUCCUGGAGGAGGAGCAGAAGUCUCGCAAAGAGCUGGAAAGAGUUGUUCGAAAACUGGCCAAGCAGAAGAACGAUUGUGCUUGGGACGACAGCAGCCACUGAACACAAUCAUCCUCGUCCCAGCGUGGCUGUGUGCGUAUGGGUUUGUUUAUGUAAGCAUGCUUGUGGAGGGUCAGGCGUGUGUGUUUGUGUAUCUGUCUAUGUUGCGUCUCCAUAUUUCAAUCACACACAGCAGAGUCGAAACUGCUGACGAUGAUGCUUGGAGUGUCUUCGCUUCAGGCGCUGGAGCUUCAUGCGACAUUUCUGAUGAAAUCUAAUCUGUCUUCCUGAUCCAGCCUCACUAGAUGAGACCACGGAUACGCUUCGUCGUGAAGCAGCUCAGCUAAACCAAGACUGAUAAAGUGGGAUGUUUUCAAACGUACUGCCUCUUGGCGACUGGCACUGUGAACGCUCCCCCAGCAAAUGGAACCAUUUUGGACAAAAACAAGUUCUCCGCUGCUUCUUUUGCUUCAGUUGGAAAUAGAAAAGGAGUCUGAAGCCAUCAAGUCUAAUAGGUGUUCUCCUGCAUGCGUUUCUAUAACCAAGGGGACUUAUUUCCUUCUCUCUACAUCAUGACUUUUUUGUCAUAUUUUAUUUGUCACAAAGACACCAACUGGGAAAACGGAUUCAUUGCGCUUUGCAAUCAGCGUUUUUGUACCAUCCUUGACACUCACAUUGCGAGUUUCCAGGCUGUUCUGUUGGUGUUUAGGCAAAUCAAACAGGUUAGCUCAUCAUGCUACAUUCAGUUGUUACCAAAUGCAGCCCUCGACUGUUUAAAAACUGCAUGAAUGUACAGUGUUUCUAAAUUCUGCAUCAGAAAUGUGAUAAUCCAGAUAUUCAGAUAUAUAUUCCAAAGCUAUCAGGGAUGCAGCUGCUUUAUAGAGUAGAAAAAGCUUAACUAUUUAUCAUUUAUAUACAAGAGUACGCAAAUAAUGACAAAGAUGUCACCCUUACUCUUCUUACUAAACUAUAUUCAAGUAUCAUUUAACAUAUUAAUUGCAUAGCCUUGCUUUAUUUUGGACUUAAAAAGAAAAACUGUAAUCUUUAUUUAUUGAUCACCCAAGCAUUUAAUUGUGGUGUUAGCCUUAUAGAUAUAGUUUUGCUGCCUUUAUAUCUGUGGAAUUGUACUCAACUUCACUGAUGUGUAAAGGCAGAAAAAAACAUCCUUGUUUUGGCUAAGGGAAAAUAUGCUUUUUUUCACAACAAAAGAGGAAAAAUGACUUUAAUAAUGACUUGAGAAUUCAGAGGCUUCUGUUUGCAGCCUCGGUGGCCUCCUAACACGGUCUGAUGGAGACAGGAAAUAAAGCGAGAGAUUUAUUUGGUGUAGAGUAGAGCUCAACUUGUUUAAGUGCCUCCCGACGGGGUCGAUAAACUUAAAAAGAGUUUAAGACCGGACUGGGACUAAAUGCAUGAUUUAUAUUGAAAGUGUCACAGGUGGUUUGUUGUAAUAUUUCAAUAAGAAUGGCUCAAGCUUAAUGGGUAUAUUUCGGGUCUGAAAAACAAGCAGGGCUUUGCAUAUUUUUUUUUAAGAUGCAGCCUCGUUACAGAGACCCACAGCGGUACAUUUCCUCAUGAGUGUGUGCACUGUCAACACUGUUAUCCAGUCUUUGCUGCACUGCAGAGCAGCAGUGAUGCUAUUGAAAUGCAAUAAGUGACUGCUUUACUGACUGACCUCUGGGUGAGUCCCAGCAUGGUAGGCCAGAUUUGGAGAAACUGCAAUAAUAAUGAAUGAAUUAACCCGAUUUAUUAACCAAAAAAAGGGGGGGUCAGACCAUGUGGUUAAGCAACCACAUAGUUUGGCUAUUCAUUAUUUUCCAUUUGCCUUUUAUUUAAUCAAAUUACUUGGUGUUGAUCUUGUAAUGGUCACUGUCUAGGUCCCAAUUUUCAUUAGAAAUAACCCAAAAUGUAAUAAUAAUGGAAUACUGUACAAUCCCUGUUGAGAAGUGCUGUUGUUUUGCAUGCACUUCUUUACAGGGAGGUCAGAGCACUGUGUAGGGUACAAGGCAGCACUGGCAGCAGAGUCAGUGUCUUGCUCAAGGGCACUUCAGCAAGUAAAAAAAAGCUGAUCUAUAAUGGUUAUCUUAAUGGGACGCUCAGUUAACUGGCGUCUUACAGAGACUCUGCCUCCUGUACAGAUGUGUGACUGUCUCUUUAUAUGUUCACUGCUUAGAUUAUUGUUGUUCCUGUACCCUCAAUUCUUUUCAUUAAGUACCACAUACUGUAGUUUUCAAUGCCCAAUAGCCUCAGCGAGCACUUACUGGUGGGAGAGGGUUGAACUCCGGUUUCAUCUUGUUUAUCUCCAGACCACUGUGUGUAUUGUUUUUGAAACGUUGUUCUAUGCAAUUAUUGUUGUUGCAAGUAUUGUAAUGCUUUUUUUUCUAGACACUCUGUACUUUGUGUUUGGUAUGGUCAUUCUUUUAUUAAAACUUUAAUAAUUUUGACGUUAA
This is a messenger RNA of Plectropomus leopardus (leopard coralgrouper), 5029 nucleotides long. NCBI's taxonomy places the organism in Eukaryota, Metazoa, Chordata, Actinopteri, Perciformes, Serranidae. The record is from RefSeq and is a predicted model, not a curated record.